CAGCACCGUCAGGAUCAAGAUCGGAGGACGCACGUGGACACUGUUUACCUCACCAAGGAGGCUGGGACAGGCUGGGAGGAGACUACUCACCAUUGCUUAGUAUAUUUUGAGGACACGGGAGGCCUUCAUCCUGCUCCACUGCAAUAGAGAAGUAGGAAAGGAACACUGCUUGGUGAAAAAUGGGUGUGAGGUCAAGAAAGAAGGCUCGCAACAAGUCUCGAUACCGCAUUGCUUCCAAGAGACGCAAGGCAAGUGCACAGAAGAAGAUCAAUCCAGUUAUUAAUUGCUCAGCAGUCAAAUCGGCAUGGGACAGCAGCAAGCCCGCCUCCACCAAUGUGUCCAACAUGGGUCUUGUCUACAACCUGAACAAGAUUGGCCUGUCAGACAGUAAGAGUACACGACAAACACUUCUCUCUGGAAAAUUCAAGAAAAAGAAGCAGGGAAUUUCAAAAACUGCUGUACAACAACUAGAGGAGCAAGCAUCUAAGGAGGCUCAGCUUGAGAAGCCUGGUGUACGCCUCACCAAUGCACAAGUGGUGUAUGCUACUACCAUGCUAGACAAGUAUGGUGAUGACUACAAGGAUUCUCAUGAGCAUUCUCAUUUGGCGGAAGAGGAAGGUUUGAAUGAAGGGAGAGACAAUAAUGAAUCAACAAAUGGUACUGUGGAGCAAGUGACAGACAUGUCAGAAGUACAAGGAAAGUAUGCUACCGGUUCACGCCCUGGUGCCAGUAAGAGGAAGAUGCAAAAUUAUGAUCUGAUGGCAGAAGUUCUAACUACGAUGCGAGACCAUUUCAAGAAACCAAACAAAGAAGUACCUGAUCGUUAUGAAUUGUUUGGAAAAACAGUAGCCUGUAGGUUGCGAGGGAUGAACAAACAUUUGGCAUUAAUUACUGAAAAGAAAAUAAAUGACAUACUAUUUGAUGCAGAAAUUGGUCAAGUUCAUUCACCAUCAGGCAGUUAUCCAUCAUCUACUCCAAGUCCAUAUAAUAACGCGUGUACUGCACCAUCUCCAUCUCCAACAUUUGAGCGAAGCGCUUUGACGAAUCUUCAACAUGGAGCACCUGGUUAUUCUAUCGCGCAUUCGGAGGAUUCGGUGGCAACCAUCUUCUCUCAAUAUAAUCCUAAUAUGUGAUGUGUCGACUCAUGACAUAAUUGCAAAUAGCAUAUAAAAUACUUAUAAAAUGCAAUAAAGUUAUGAAAGGAAGCCAUAUUACUUUUGCAAUAUCUGUAUUCACUUAAAGGAAUGUGAUGUUCUUAUUUCCAUGGACCAAUGUAGUACCUAAAUAUUUUACUUGUGUGAUUACAUUGAUGUAAUUGAGUUACAUAGAAGAUUAAUAGAAUUUUUUUUCCAUUUCAUUCCAUUAAUUUUGUUUUUGCACACUUAUAAGAAUAGGAUGUUCUUAUUUUCAUGGACCAAUCUAAUGCCUAAAUAUUUUUACUUGUGUGAUUACAUUGAUGUAAUUAAAUUACAUAGAAACAUUAAUAUAACUGUUUUUAAAUUUUGUUCCAUUAAUUUCAUUAUUGUACAACGAAAAGUACUUGAACAUGAAUUGGCAAAUCACAGGAAAUUUAAGUAUUUGUGCAAUGUCACUUUGUUUUUCUAAAAUGGUGAAUAAAUUUAUAAAAUACAUACCUGCAUAUACAUUCGCAAAACCUGGAACAAUGCGUCGCACGUUUCAGGGAUGAUUUUUCCAGGAGCUUGAGGAGAUAUUCUAGUGGAGAACUUAAGGCACUCAUGUGAUUGUCCUGUCGCUAGAAACCUUAAGGUAGCUGUUAGUCUUUCGUGAGGCGAUAUUGCACUGCGCAUUAUUGUAUCUUUCUUUUUAAUGAAAGGAGAUACCAGGGAAAGCAAUUUUUGGUACACAUUUUCACUCAUUCGUAGGUAAUUUUGAAAAUCUUUUGCUUCAUCACUUAUUUCUCUCAGUAAUUGAACAUCAGAAGAUUUAUUUCGCCUCAGCAACCACUUCUUGCACCACUGUUUGCGCUUCUUAGUGUUUUUUUUCCUAUUUUCUUGUGCCAUUACUAGUAAUACCCCGAGCGCUGCUAGAUCGUCCUCCUCGGAAUCCAUGGUUAAACUGAACGAUUCAACAGUGUGUGGCCGGCCUUAGGCCGGCCCUAGACGUAACUGUUUAUCUGAACGAUAUAACUGAUCAGAUAAAUCGUUAAGAUAAAACUGACGUGUAGGGGGAAAUUUGCGCAGAUUUUGAUCGUUUCAGAUGAACUGAUCGAGCGGCAUGAACAGUUGAAUCAUUCAAACUUUUUAUCUGAACGAUCUAAUGAUUGUUUUCCUUUCAGAUGAAAAUCUCACGUGUAGGGGGAAAACUGUACAGAUUAUCAGUCUAUUUGUGACUUAAAUAAAGUGUGCACGCCUUUUCCAGCUUUUCACAAAUACUUCAUUAUGAAUCGCAAAACAUUGGAGGAGUUUAUUGAAAUUUACCAAACCGAAGAGUGUUUAUGGAAAGUUAAGUGCAAAGAGUAUCAUAACCGUGACAAAAGAAACGCAGCAUAUGGAAAAUUAAUUCAAAAGUUAAGAGAAACAACACCUGAUGCUGACCGUGAUAUGGUUGUCAAAAAAAUCAAUAACUUACGCA
This is a messenger RNA of Scylla paramamosain (green mud crab), 2592 nucleotides long. Its product is annotated as nucleolar protein 16-like. Gene Ontology annotation, cellular component: nucleolus. The transcript is spliced from 6 exons. NCBI's taxonomy places the organism in Eukaryota, Metazoa, Arthropoda, Malacostraca, Decapoda, Portunidae. Gene Ontology annotation, biological process: ribosomal large subunit biogenesis. The record is from RefSeq and is a predicted model, not a curated record. Bases 180 to 1133 code for a protein of 317 amino acids.